Messenger RNA from Galleria mellonella (greater wax moth), 1028 nucleotides. RefSeq names its product ommochrome-binding protein-like. The transcript has 2 exons. NCBI's taxonomy places the organism in Eukaryota, Metazoa, Arthropoda, Insecta, Lepidoptera, Pyralidae. The coding region runs from base 159 to 965 and encodes 268 amino acids. Gene Ontology annotation, molecular function: protein binding. The record is from RefSeq and is a predicted model, not a curated record.
ACUUAAAUACCUAUAUAAAAACACGAUGAAGUCAGAGUAUUGAUAACAUUCUUUAACCUGUAGAGUGCAAUAUAUUAAUAUACAUUCUGUCGUAGUAGUUGUUUAUCAUCGGACAUAGUUUGACACUUUAUAUACAGAGACAUUAAAUAACUGUUAAUAUGAAUUUAUUCUUCUAUAUCGUUUUACUCACUUUGGAUCAAACACUGGGUAAUAGAAACUGUGAAAAUGCCUCCUUCAAGAACUCUGAGAUAGAAACACUUGCUAUAAAUUUUACCAUGCCUUAUCAAUUGGGAGUCGAUCCUAAUACCAACACAUUGUUCUUCAGUUAUUCAUUGCAAAACUCAGAAGAAUCUUUUAAAAUCGUGUACCUUGAUCUCAACAAUCAGAAACGCGGAGAAGUUACAGGAAUUUCAGGAGGUUUUGCCCAAACAGUAGAUGUUAAAAACCAUGUUGUUUACUUGGGAGGUAGCGACGGAAUAUAUCAAUUCAACUAUGAGACAAAAUCAGCAAAUCGCUUAAAUAUCACAAAAAAUAGUAUCUGGCAAAUGUUCUUCAAAGAUUAUCUUUAUUAUACAAUAUCACUAAAGGAAGAAGCGUAUGUAUAUAAAGAUGGAGUCGCAGCAAAAGUUAAGCAGUUGGAGAAUACUAGAGCUUCAUUAAUAGCCGUAGACAAUAAUCACAAUAUUUAUUUCGCUAAUUCUUCAGGUCUUUAUGUUAGUGAUAAUGAUAAUUCAAUUAAGCAUAUUGGAGACUAUAUCAUUAACGGAUUUACUUCUGAUAUAAAUGGUAAUAUAUUUUUUUCCACACUAGACAAAAUUUAUUCCAUAAUAUCAGGAACUUCUGUAAAGCAGAUCAUUGAAUUAAAUGAUAUUCAUGGAUUGGCUAUUGACGCGAAGGGAAAUUAUAUAUACUCAACAUAUAAUACUGUGAAACGAUUAAAACUUGAUGUAACAAAUUGUUCUUGAUUAUUUGAAAAAUUGUCUUUGAAAAUGAUUUAUUGCUAUCAGCAUAAAACUGCGUAUUUUUAA